Diorhabda carinulata is the source of this 1362-nucleotide messenger RNA. RefSeq names its product methyltransferase-like protein 25B. Lineage: Eukaryota; Metazoa; Arthropoda; Insecta; Coleoptera; Chrysomelidae. The coding region runs from base 1 to 1362 and encodes 453 amino acids. The record is from RefSeq and is a predicted model, not a curated record. The transcript is spliced from 4 exons.
AUGUCUUUACCUCCGACAUACACUUUAUCUACCGAUUAUUUCAAAGAUGCUUUAGAUUUUUUAAAAAACCACCAGUGGGUGUAUAAUUAUCCGAAUACGCGAAUUCUAAUUCAAGAUAUAUUCGCGCAUAUGCCUCCCGAUUGGUUACGAUAUUUUCAAGAUUUACCCAACAGUGAGUUGAACAAAUUACCAUUGAAUCGAAUGAAGUCACCCCCAUCUAGUCUUAAAGAACUAUUAGAUAAAAUAGAUCGACUAAAACCUGACUUGGAAAAUGAAAUUACGCCAGAAGUAAAUAAAUUCCAAUUUUUACAUAAUAGUUGUUUGAGUGACAAAAAGCGCCACGAAAUUGUUGUUUUGGCACCUGUAAUCAAUAAUAUUUGUAAAGAUAUACGGGCGCAAUUAGUAGUAGACAUUGGUUCAGGUUUGGGUUAUCUAUCGCAUCAUCUGCAUUCUACUUUCAAAUAUAAAGUACUGGGCAUUGAAAGCUCAAAGGAAUACGUGGAAAUAUCUCUAAAGAAUCAAUCAAAGUUUCAUCCUGAUUCUAAAGAUGAAGUUAAGUUCAUAGAUCAUUUUAUAACAACCGAAUCAAAUGAAACUCUACGUUCUAUAAUUGAAAGUAAUUUCGAUUCAUUGGGGCUCCAAUCGACUUGCCUAGCUGGUCUACACGCUUGUGCCGAUUUAAGCGUUACUGUCUUAGAUUUAUUCACGAAAUUAGAUUUUGUAAAAGGCCUAGUUAUCAUGCCUUGUUGUUAUCAUAGACUUAAACUGAAAUCCGAAGAACCCACCGAGGAAUAUUUCCACAAUUUUCCUAUCAGCGACGCUCUUAAAGAUAUUUAUAAACAAUUUACUGCCGCAACUUUUCUUAGAAGACCAUUUCUACGUUUAGCUUGUCAAAACACGAGCGGUAAUUUCGUUGGUAUGUCACAAGAAGAACACGAAAUACACGCGAGAAAUCUAAUGUUUAGAUGUAUACUACAAUUAGUUGCAGAAACAGAAAAUUAUUCGGUAAAACGAACCAAACGCAAAUCAAACAGAUCCGCAGGGGCUUCGAAUGCGAAUUUCGAAAAUUAUUUAACAAAUUUCGAAAAUACUCACGAAUUGAAAGAGAAUUCUGACCAUCAAGUAGCUGAUGAUAAAUUUAAAGAGAAAAUGCGUCGAAUUUGGAAACAAUACGAAGGGAAAUGUCAUUUGAUGAACGCGUUGAUUGGACUUCAAGCUUCUUUACAAAAAAUUUGCGAAAAUUUGAUUUUACUCGAUAGGGUAGAAUAUUUAAAAGAAAAGGGAUUUAACGCAAGGGUGCAAAAAGUUACGAAUGAUUUAUUAUCUCCACGAUGUUACGCUCUAAUUUGCACUAGACGUUAA